AUGGCAUGCAUACACUCAACGGUCUCAACACAUCAAGCAAGGCUACUCAUCGAUCAAGGAUCUGAGCUCACAUUCAUCACGGAGGAUCUCGUCAGACAACUCAACAUACAACGUCGACACGCAACUGUCUCAAUCAUUGGCAUUGGAGCCAGGAAAACGACUAGGACCAAGGGCGUGGUGACGCUCACGCUUCACUCCUAUCAUUCUAAGCACACUGCCAUUAUUCAAGCCCACGUCCUCAAAACACUAGCGACCAUUCUACCAUCUUUUACAGCACCUCAACAAACGUGGCCACACAUAGAACCUCUGACAUUGGCAGACCCACAGUUCCUCACGCCACGUUCAAUCGACAUCAUCAUUGGAGCUGAUGCAUACGGGCAGAUUAUCAAGCCUAACAUCAUUAAACGAUCUCCUGACAUGCCAAUCGCUCAACUCUCAUUAUUUGGUUGGCUAGUGCUUGGUCCAGUCAGCUUGUCACCAUUACAAAUGUCGACUGCGCAUCACAUCAAGGUUAACCAGUACGAUCUCGAUCUUCAAGAAUUGCUGACAAGGUUCUGGGUGCAAGAAGAGCUACCAACUGAUGCAGCAGACCAGCUUACCUUGGAAGAACAACAAUGUGAAGAUCAUUACAAGGCCACACACUCUAGAGAUCCAACGGGACGAUACAUU
Vollenhovia emeryi is the source of this 669-nucleotide messenger RNA. RefSeq lists its product as uncharacterized. The annotation marks the transcript as partial. NCBI's taxonomy places the organism in Eukaryota, Metazoa, Arthropoda, Insecta, Hymenoptera, Formicidae. The record is from RefSeq and is a predicted model, not a curated record. The transcript has a single exon.